UCUCACAAUCACAGAGAAAAAAAAAACCCAUAACGAUGGCUUCUUCGUCUUUCUUUCCUUCUUCGUCUUCCUCUGCCAUGACGACGAAGAAAACCACCAAAGCUUCUCAACUCCGAGCAACACUCUUUCAGAAAGCUUCUUCUUUGAAAGCCACGAGCUUAGCUAACAGACAAGAAACCGUCUUCAGGAAAGCUAGGGAGCUUUCAAUCCUCUGUGGAGUCGAGGUCUGCGUCAUCUAUUACGGAUCAGACGGGGAGCUUAGAACAUGGCCCAAGGACAGAGAGAAGGUCAAAGACUUGGCUCUAAGGUACAGCCGAUUAAGCGACGUGAAGCGACACACUAAACAACAUGAUCUCGACACGUUUCUCGAGGAGAUUGAUGAUCCCAAGAAUAAGAAGAAAGUGAAACUUGAUUCCGGUUACAAGUAUCCGGAUUGGGAUCCGAGGUUUGAUAACUUCUCUGCGGAGCAACUCACGGAGCUGAUACAGUCCUUGGAGCGCAAGCAAGCCGUAAUGCAACAUAGGCUUCGAGCGGUUCUUGAAUCUCAGAGACAGAGGAGUAUGCGUUACAUGAAUCAAGAACAGAUGCAGAUGAAUCAUCUUCAACUCCCUAACCAAGCUCAAUCUCUGGCUCCCCUUCCAAAUUCACUUACGGUAUACCAGUAUCCGAAUAUGGAGACGUACCCGAGGUUACUUGGUGCGCAAGAUACUGGGAUGAAUGGGUCUCUAGGCACGAACAUGUUACCCUACAAUGGGUCUCUAGGCACGAACAUGUUACCCUACAACAGCUUCAACACUAACUGUGUUGAUAUGUUUCCAAACCAGUUUAAUCAGAACUGUUCCAAAGUCGAAGUCUUUCCUCAAGGAACUGGGAUCAGCAGCAUGAAAGUGGAAGAUUAUACCGGGCCAGUUUGGGCCCAAGGAAGUGAGAUUAACGGGUUGCAGAACAUGGACAUGUACCGUUACAACAACAACAAUAACAGUAACACCAAUGGUUUCUCACAUCAGCUUGUUCAGUUUCCAGCACAGAGAGCAGCAGCACCCGUUUAUCAGUGUAUGGAUGGGUCAACACAAAAUAACGUACCUACUCAGAUGAGAUUUAAUCUCUCGCAAUGUCUCUAAUACCUUAGAAGCAUACAUAUUUUUGUUGGUUUGAUGAUGCAAUCAUCAGUUUUAAAACAUUUAUGCUUUUUUCAA
This is a messenger RNA of Raphanus sativus (radish), 1196 nucleotides long. Its product is annotated as agamous-like MADS-box protein AGL103. The record is from RefSeq and is a predicted model, not a curated record. NCBI's taxonomy places the organism in Eukaryota, Viridiplantae, Streptophyta, Magnoliopsida, Brassicales, Brassicaceae. The transcript has a single exon. Bases 36 to 1121 code for a protein of 361 amino acids. Gene Ontology annotation, molecular function: DNA binding; protein dimerization activity.